AUGGACGUCUCUCGCUGCUCUGACCAUGUGAACGUCUCUCGCUGCUCUGACCAUGUGAACGUCCCUCGCUGCUCUGACCAUGUGAACGUCCCUCGCUGCUCUGACCAUAUGGACGUCACUCGCAGCUCUGACCAUGUGGACGUCUCUCGCUGCUCUGACCAUGUGGACGUCACUCUCUGCUCUGACCAUGUGGACGUCUCUCGCUGCUCUGACCAUGUGGACGUCUCUCGCUGCUCUGACCAUGUGGACGUCUCUCGGUGCUCUGACCAUGUGAACGUCCCUCGCUGCUCUGACCAUGUGGACGUCUCUCGCUGCUCUGACCAUGUGGACGUCACUCGCUGCUCUGACCAUGUGGACGUCACUCUCUGCUCUGACCAUGUGGACGUCACUCUCUGCUCUGACCAUGUGGACGUCACUCUCUGCUCUGACCAUGUGGACGUCUCUCGCUGCUCUGACCAUGUGGACGUCACUCUCUGCUCUGACCAUGUGGACGUCUCUCGCUGCUCUGACCAUGUGGACGUCUCUCGCUGCUCUGACCAUGUGGACGUCUCUCGCUGCUCUGACCAUGUGGACGUCUCUCGCUGCUCUGACCAUGUGGACGUCUCUCGGUGCUCUGACCAUGUGAACGUCCCUCGCUGCUCUGACCAUGUGGACGUCACUCUCUGCUCUGACCAUGUGAACGUCCCUCGCUGCUCUGACCAUGUGGACGUCACUCGCUGCUCUGACCAUGUGAACGUCCCUCGCUGCUCUGACCAUGUGGACGUCACUCGCUGCUCUGACCAUGUGAACGUCCCUCGCUGCUCUGACCAUGUGGACGUCACUCUCUGCUCUGACCAUGUGGACGUCUCUCGCUGCUCUGACCAUGUGGACGUCUCUCGCUGCUCUGACCAUGUGGACGUCUCUCGCUGCUCUGACCAUGUGGACGUCUCUCGCUGCUCUGACCAUGUGGACGUCUCUCGAAGCUCGUCAGAAGAGCGCAGGAGGAGACGGAGAGAGCAGGAGCACAACGCGAGAGCUGCCUCCCCUCUACGCAGUGCCUCUCUGUCAGAGAGCACUUCCCCACAGCGUAAAAGGCAGAGACAGAGGAGCCCAGAGAGGACCACCUCCCCAGUGCGAACAAGACACCUGUUCCCCGUCCUGAACCCCCACCUCCACAGACCCGACUCUCACUCAAGGACCUCCCCCAAAGCUCCUGAGCCGAGACCUGCUUCACUGCACAGAAGCUCGUCAGAAGAGCGCAGGAGGAGACGGAGAGAGCAGGAGCACAACGCGAGAACUGCUUCACCAAGUCGUAGCUCCUCAGUGGAGCGCAGGAGGAGGAGACGAGAGAGGAGAGAGCGGGAGCGGGAGAGAGAAGAGCGGGAGAGAGAGCGGGAGAGAGAAGAGCGGGAGAGAGAGCGGGGGAGAGAAGAGCGGGAGAGAGAGCGAGGGAGAGACAGAGAGAGAGACCGAAGGUACUGGACUAGCAUCAGAGACCCCGCAGACAGAGACCCCGCAGACAGAGACCCCGCAGACAGAAACCCCGCAGACAGAGACCCCGCAGACAGAGACCCCGCAGACAGAGACCCCGCAGACAGAGACCCCGCAGACAGAGACCCCGCAGACAGAGACCCCGCAGACAGAGACCCCGCAGACAGAGACCCCGCAGACAGAGACCCCGCAGACAGAGACCCCGCAGACAGAGACCCCGCAGACAGAGACCCCGCAGACAGAGACCCCGCAGACAGAGACCCCGCAGACAGAGACCCCGCAGACAGAGACCCCGCAGACAGAGACCCCGCAGACAGAGACCCCGCAGACAGAGACCCCGCAGACAGAGACCCCGCAGACAGAGACCCCGCAGACAGAGACCCCGCAGACAGAGACCCCGCAGACAGAGACCCCGCAGACAGAGGACCCCGCAGACAGAGACCCCGCAGACAGAGACCCCGCAGACAGAGACCCCGCAGACAGAGACCCCGCAGACAGAGACCCCGCAGACAGAGACCCCGACUCACUGUAUGGUUUUGUUCCAGACCAGUUUCCCCGCCCCGUUACACGUUCCCUCAGAGCAGGACUGUUGCAGAGGAGGAGAGACUGGCCCGAGAACUGCGCAGAUACGAUGCACUGGGCUUAACCGCCGCAGAGAAGGUCCAAAUGCGUUUGGACAGAGACAGAGCGGAGCAGGCGGCUCGGGCGGCGGCCUUCUUACCGGCGCGAUAUGUGUCCCCUCUGCGCACCAAGAGUUACUCCCCACUGAGGACCUACACGCCCCCCAGAGGAGCCUUCUCUCCUGACAGACGAGAGGAGUCUCCCUGGGACCUGGACGAGCAGAGUUCUGAGAGCGGGAACUCGGACUCAAAAGACAGAAAAACAUCUGCACAGAGAGAGCUGGAGCAGAUGACCAGGAAGGCACUGGGUAGCUCCAAAGUUGUGAAGUCGCUCUCGGACCCUGCAGACCUCCCGGCGCUGGCCCAGAUGCUGGUGCCGGUCAUCAUGUCGCAGAUGAAGCAGAUGAAGAGGGAGAAGAAGGUGAAGAAGAAACCGGCUGCGACCACUGUGAAGAAGACCUCUGAGUUCCAGGGUCCUGUCCUGAAGAAAGAGGGUGUCUCCUCAGACCCCCAGAAGCCCUCUGCAGCGCCCUCUACAGGCCUCAAGAAGAAGCUGGAAAAUAAGAGCAUCAGCGCUGGAGACAAACACAACAACUCUGAGCUCCCUCCUGAGACCGAUCUGAGUGAAGCCAACCAGAAGAAAGACCAGGAGAGAGCAGAGAAGAGACGACCGGACGAUGGGACCAUUGACCACCACCAGCCAGACCCCAGGGACCAUGAGGCCAGUCCUCUCUCAGACCAUGAGAAGAAGAAGACCAAGGUCUCUGCAGCGCCAUCUACAUGCCUCAAGAAGAAGGGGAUGAAGAAGGUCCCAGCUGGAGCCAUGAGGAGUACGACAGACGGCAAGAAGAACGGACUGAAGAAACACACCAUCACACCAGAGAACCAGGAGAGAGACCAGGAGACGGCAGAGGGAGACCAGGAGACGGCAGAGGGAGACCAUGAGACGGCAGAGGGAGACCAUGAGACGGCAGAGGGAAACCAUGAGACGGCAGAGGGAGACCAGGAGACGGCAGAGGGAGACCAGGAGACGGCAGAGGGAGACCAGGAGACGGCAGAGGGAGACCAGGAGACGGCAGAGGGAGACCAGGAGACGGCAGAGGGAGACCAGGAGACGGCAGAGGGAGACCAGGAGACGGCAGAGGGAGACCAGGAGACGGCAGAGGGAGACCAGGAGACGGCAGAGGGAGACCAGGAGACGGCAGAGGGAGACCAGGAGACGGCAGAGGGAGACCAGGAGACGGCAGAGGGAGACCAGGAGACGGCAAAGGGAGACCAGGAGACGGCAGAGGGAGACCAGGAGACGGCAGAGGGAGACCAGGAGACGGCAGAGGGAGACCAGACGGCAGAGGGAGACCAGGAGACGGCAGAGGGAGACCAGGAGACGGCAGAGGGAGACCAGGAGACGGCAGAGGGAGACCAGGAGACGGCAGAGGGAGACCAGGAGACGGCAGAGGGAGACCAGGAGACGGCAGAGGGAGACCAGGAGACGGCAGAGGGAGACCAGGAGACGGCAGAGGGAGACCAGGAGACGGCAGAGGGAGACCAGGAGACGGCAGAGGGAGACCAGGAGACGGCAGAGGGAGACCAGGAGACGGCAGAGGGAGACCAUGAGACGGCAGAGGGAGACCAGGAGACGGCAGAGGGAGACCAGGAGACGGCAGAGGGAGACCAGGAGACGGCAGAGGGAGACCAGGAGACGGCAGAGGGAGACCAGGAGACGGCAGAGGGAGACCAGGAGACGGCAGAGGGAGACCAGGAGACGGCAGAGGGAGACCAUGAGACGGCAGAGGGAGACCAGGAGACGGCAGAGGGAGACCAGGAGCAGGAUCAGAAGGACGGACAGACCAGUCGCCAGCCCCUCCCAGACCAGAGAGACCACAGUCCAGACCAUGAGAAGAUUCCCAACGUAGAAGACUGGCCUCAUUUCCGGGACCUGGUUGAACCCAUUUCCAAACUGAUCCAAGUGGAACACCUGCUGCUGCAGCUGCAGGAACCUCGACAAACCGUGAAGAGUCUGCGCAGAGUGGCAGGGGAGCUGUCCCACAUGGACUUACCCUUCGACCAGAAGGCGGCCUUCUCUAAGAAAGCCACACAGAAAAAGGUGCAGUACUUUACUGAGCACCUCCACAGACUGCAGCACAAACAUCUGGAGGAGGUUCUGGCUCUGCCAAACCUCUGCCACCUCCCAGCGGCUUUGGACUCUGCAGAGAAGAGCUGCACCAGGACCAUGGACAACCUGGAUGGACGAGCCAAGCAGAACGUGUCUGUCCUGAUCAGCAAACAUAGAGCUGGACGGGCCGUGGACACAAGGGACACAGACGGAGAAAGCACAGCUGCCACAAGGGACACAGACAGAGAAAGCACAGCUGCCACAAGGGACACAGACAGAGAAAGCACAGCUGCCACAAGGGACACAGACGCAGAAAGCACAGCUGCCACAAGGGACACAGACGCAGAAAGCACAGCUGCCACGAGGGACACAGACGCAGAAAGCACAGCUGCCACGAGGGACACAGACGCAGAAAGCACAGCUGCCACGAGGGACACAGACGGAGAAAGCACAGCUGCCACGAGGGACACAGACGGAGAAAGCACAGCUGCCACGAGGGACACAGACGGAGAAAGCACAGCUGCCACGAGGGAGACGGCAGCAGAAGAAGAAAGGUGA
This is a messenger RNA of Knipowitschia caucasica, 4761 nucleotides long. The record is from the annotation of a GenBank genome assembly. NCBI's taxonomy places the organism in Eukaryota, Metazoa, Chordata, Actinopteri, Gobiiformes, Gobiidae.